CCGCGCGCGUUCGCCGGCGGGUGGGCAUCCGCGGGGCCGCGGCGGGACGCACGCGGUGAAGAGGAGCAACGUGCCUCAGAUUCGCCGAUUUUCGCUGACACUCGCGGAAACGCGGAAGUCUCCAAAAAAUUCGGCUGUUUUUUCCUGUCAAAGGGCAGCGCCGAGGAGACGUCCGUCACAUGAUCGCAGCGACAUGGAGGCUUCUUUCCUGGCGGCCUGAGUCGGACCAAAGUGCUGCCGCGUCGAGUCGUCGGGUUCUCGGCGUUACGUCGUGGUAAGCCAUGGAGAGAUUAGAGGCUACGUCUGAGCUCCAGUCACGGCUGUCAUCCCUCUCCUUCUCGUCCUUCCCCGGAAUAACAUCCAACCAGUGCGACAACAGUCCGCUGGACAGGCUCCAGAAUACCGAUCUUUCGCAGAGCUUUAACCAGUCCCAAAACCAGGCCAACAUGGAUGAAACCAAGGAGGAUUCAGGGCAGCUUGCGGAGGGUAAUGAAGAGGCCCCUGCUGAGCCGGCCCCUGGGGAAGGAGGCGAGGAGAACAACUGUGCUGGGAACUGUCAGCUCUCCACUGAGAUGACAGCCCAGAUGCCGCCCCUGCAACCCCCAACAACAUGGACAUCUGCUGCACUGAAGGAGCUGAAGGCGAAGCUCCGACCGGAGAAGGACAGCGUGGUGACAGUGUACCGAGGCGACAUCAUGACAGUUCACGUGCCCACUGUCCCCGAGGCCAAAAAAGUGUGCUGGGAGUUCGCUACAGACGGUUAUGACAUUGGCUUCGGCAUCUAUUUUGACUGGACUCCUGUCACGAACCGGUCUAUCACAGUGCACAUCAGUGAGUCAAGUGAUGACGAAGAUGAAGAGGAGGAGCUGGAAGGGCCUGUCAGUAACGGAGAUGUUGAGAAGGGCUCCAAAACUCAAACCAACUCAAACUUGGCUGAAAUCUUACCUGUAUAUCGUCAGGACAGUCACUUGUCUGUCUAUGGGGGGAGCCAUGAUUUUCCAGGUGAAGGCACUUACCUGCUGAAGUUUGACAACUCCUACUCACUAUGGAGAAAUAAAACUCUUUACUACAGGGUUUAUUACAGUGCCUGAGCUGCCAAUCUAUUGUUUCAGAAUGUUACUCUUAAUAAGGAUGAAUUAUUUUUUGAUUCCAUAACUGGAAAAACAAACAAACUUAUAAUAUAAAAAAUUAAAUACAGGCAUAUCUAUUUUUUAUCACUAUCAGCUUGUGUUGCCACAUGUCGAAUUUACAUUUAUUGUCAGAUAGUUUUCAAUGCAACAUCUGCUCCAGUGUCUUGCUGAUAGAUAUUUGAAGAAGCUUUGCAUAGGGGCCAUGUUCACAUGUAUGCACUGUGCUAUUUGGUCAAGAGACCGUCGUAAAACAUAUUGUCUUCAGCCAUAACAUUUCUACGGUAGCAGUGAUCAGGGAACAUCUGCACAGAACAUAUAUUUCACCAGGCCAGGUGCUUAAUCAGCUCCAAAGAAAUGGAGGUUUUCCGUAGUCUGUGAGUUUGCGUCCACUUUCUAUGAUCAUGAUUGUUCUGUUGCUUUGCUGUUGUUACUUGUAUUUAUCCUUCUGCUUUGUAGCGUAAGUUAUUCGUUUUUUUUUUAAAUCGGUGUUAAAUCUAAUCAUGUGAUAAUGGAGACUACAAACUCCGCACAGACACGUCUUCUGUCAUAGUGGUGCGUUGGUAAAAGGUAUAAGUUGAAUGUACUGACACAAGUGGUAACAGUUUUUCAGAGUGCGCUUUUUUAUGACACAAAUAAAAGCCAUCCCUUAUCACAUAAAGCUCUUAUUAUGUAAUAAAGAUUAAAUAUUUACAAUUGCCUCGCCCCCCUUUAAUUUGCUGUUUUGGAGGAAGGGAGCAGUUGUAAUAUUAAAUCUAAAUGUAAUUUGUGCACAGGUCUAUGUAAGUGAAAGUCAGUGUGUUUGUUUUUUAAUAUCCUCAGUGCGUCAGGCCUACUUUGGAUUUGAUUGCGCUGAAGAGCUUUGUUUCACUCUGUGUUCAAAAUCAAUGCUUCUGCCAUGUUCACGUGUGCGCAUGUUUCCAAAGAUGUCACAGAUCGGGCUGCUAGCGCUGUACACAAUGUAAAGCAACAGGCUGAGAGCCUCCCAUGUUUGCUGUACUGUACCUUCACUGUAAGUUAUGAUAUUUGUUCCUGAAAUUUAUAUUCCACAAUAAAGAGAGGAUUGUCUAGUU
Xiphias gladius (swordfish) is the source of this 2200-nucleotide messenger RNA. RefSeq names its product transmembrane p24 trafficking protein 8 (gene tmed8). Bases 282 to 1091 code for a protein of 269 amino acids. The record is from RefSeq and is a predicted model, not a curated record. Lineage: Eukaryota; Metazoa; Chordata; Actinopteri; Istiophoriformes; Xiphiidae. The transcript has 6 exons. Gene Ontology annotation, cellular component: Golgi membrane.